Messenger RNA from Nestor notabilis (Kea), 1071 nucleotides. RefSeq names its product lysophosphatidic acid receptor 6-like. Gene Ontology annotation, biological process: G protein-coupled receptor signaling pathway. The record is from RefSeq and is a predicted model, not a curated record. The coding region runs from base 1 to 1071 and encodes 356 amino acids. NCBI's taxonomy places the organism in Eukaryota, Metazoa, Chordata, Aves, Psittaciformes, Psittacidae. The transcript has a single exon. Gene Ontology annotation, molecular function: oxysterol binding; G protein-coupled receptor activity. Gene Ontology annotation, cellular component: membrane.
AUGGUAGGUGUCCCUCCAGCAGAAAUCAUGGCAGACGUUUCCUGGACUGAAGGAGUCUCCAAUGAGACAGCUGCCAAUUCCAGUGCAGAAUUCCAUUUGGAAGCAGAUUUCCAGUAUUCCUUGUUUACUGUCAUCUACAGCUUCGUCUUUGUGCUGGGGCUGGUAGAGAACGUGUUGGCCCUGUACCUGCUGUCCUGCAGGGUAAAGCACACCUCUCAUUCCUAUGUGUACAUGAUUAAUCUAGUUCUGGUGGACACCUUGUUCGUGUGUGUGUUGCCAUUCAAAAUUCACUACCACCUGAAUAGGAACAACUGGAUCUUUGGGGACAUAGCCUGUAGGGUAACUGGGACUCUGUACUACAUCAACAUCUGCCUCAGCAUCGCCUUUUUCACCUGCAUCUGUGUGGACCGCUACAUCGCGGUGUUGCACCCCUUCACCUACAUCCAGAUCAAGGUCAUCCAUUACGUGGUGGUGGUCACAGUGCUUUGGGUGGUCGCUCUGAGCAUCAUGGUUCCGCUCAUCCUCGGAGGUCCCCUCCACAACAGGGGCGUGGGGAACACAGUAGCGUGUUUUGAGAACUUUGCCACGAGUAGCUGGACUUCCCGCAUGACAACUUACAACGUCCUGGCCUUGGUUUUUGGGUUUGUGAUCCCCUUUUCCAUCAUUCUCAUCAGCUACCCUCUCAUUGCCAAGAGGAUCUCCCGCAUCAAAAGCAGCAUUCACAAGAGGAAGGCCCUGAGCACCAUCUACAUCAUCCUGGUCAUUUGUACUUUGUGCUUUCUCCCCUAUCACCUCACUCACCUGCUCCACUUCUUGAUGAGAAUCCAGGUCAUCCAGAACAAGGCGUUCGCCAGCUUGAUCUACAAGAUGCGGAAGGUCACCCUGGCCCUGGUGAGCUUCAACUGCUGCCUUAACCCACUCCUGUACUACUUCAACUCCUCCAGCAGGCAGUGGCACUUCAACUUCAAGCUCAGAUCCAGGUCUCAAGUGGUGUACACCAUCUGCGACCAGAAACUUGGGGAGUGCUCCUACGUUUAUAAACUGCACCAGAGACGUGGAGAGGGAAAAUAG